AUGACUGCUAUACUCACUAUAGAAGAAAUCAAAGCAAUGUUGUUUGCCAUUCCAUCCAUGAAGGCUCCAGGAUUGGAUGAAAUAUUAGCCCUCUUCUACACGAUGUAUUGGCAUGUUGUAGGGGAGGAUUUAGCUCUUCCGGUGUCCAUCAUUUUAGACCUAUUAGUCUUUGUAACAUCACAUACAAGUCCUCAGGCUCUGGAACCUACUUCAUCUGGCGGCCGAUCAGGUCCACCUAGCAAUCUUUAUGUUCUGCAAUGUUUCUCAGAGUCAUCAUCUGAUUCUACAGCUUUAGAAACACUUUGUGUGUCGAAGAAAAUAGAACUUAAGCGUAUCAGAAUGCCAAAAGAUAGAAGAAUCAGAUCUUUUGAUGCAUCUAGGGGAUCUCCUUAUCCUUGCAGCUCCAGGAAUGGCGAUCUGUGCAAAUCCAAAACUCCUUCGUUACCAGUUGGGAAUGAGAAAGAAUGGGAAGAAGCUAGAUGUCCCAUCUGUAUUGAGCAUCCUCACAAUGCUGUUCUCUUACUGUGUUCCUCUAGUGACAAAGGUUGCCGCCCUUACAUGUGUGACACAAGCCACCGCCACUCAAACUGUCUUGAUCAGUUUUGCCUGUCAUCUGGAGCAACAAAAUCAACAGAAGAAGCUCCUUCACGCCCAACUUCUCAGAGAGAAAGUGAGGAGUGGAUGUCAUCAUGUCAAAGUAGGUAUCAUUGGAAACGGCUACCCAAGCUUGUGUGCCCCCUCUGCCGGGGACAGAUCAGUGCAUGUGUUGUUGUUGAGGCUGCUCGCCAGUUCAUGAAUUCGAAACCAAGGAUUUGUUCACUUGCGACGUGUGAUUUCAGUGGGAGGAGUUAUUCAGAACUAAGGAAGCAUGCUAGGCUCGAACAUCCUUCUGUCUGCCCAUCGGAGGCAGACCCAAGGCGUCAGCGUGAUUGGACGACAUUGGAGCAUCAAAGGCUUUCCGAGGACUUCCUUAGUGCAUAUCAGCAGGAAAUUGGGGUUGAAUGGAGUGAAGGGAGCUUGUUUUCCGAUAGUGACUGGAUGGUGAUGGGGCACCGAAGUGGCCUAUGGGACAUCCUAGGAAGCAUAUAUGAGUAUGUUGAUCAGCUUGUGGGCAUAAUAGAAUUUGAGCUCUCUUUUCCAUAUGAUUCUUGGUUUGAGACAAGUGAGUUGGGUAGUUCAAGAAGUGAUGGUCGAUCUGGUAACAGCAGAUCAACAACGUCAAGGACAACCAGUCAUACAGAGACUGUCCCUGCUGCUAGAUGGGGAAGCAAUUUUUCAUUGGGGAGUUCACCAGGUUUGCAGCACCCCCGCCGAUUGGGCUGGAGACAGUCGAGACGCAAUAACUAAUCCUGACUCUAGUGGAUUGCUUAUUAGGUUGCACUCCUAGGGUGAACAGGUUACAAUGCUGAGAUUCCAGUCAGUGGGAGCGCUUUCUUCUUUGGGUUAUAUUCCAGUGUCGAUGUCAAUCUAUAUGCACUGCAUUUGCUGCCAGUCUCUCUCUGGAUUUCAAGUCCAACCAGCUUGAAUUUGGAGAUUGGAAGGCUUUUUGAUCUGUACUCGUUUUCUUAGACAAUGGACGACAACCAUUUGCUCCAUAAGGCUAUGAAAUUGUAUAUUUUUUUUUUAUGUUUUAUUUUAUUAAGA
Molecule: messenger RNA, 1644 nt
Organism: Ilex paraguariensis (yerba mate)
Lineage: Eukaryota; Viridiplantae; Streptophyta; Magnoliopsida; Aquifoliales; Aquifoliaceae
Source: the annotation of a GenBank genome assembly